This is a messenger RNA of Onychostoma macrolepis, 3484 nucleotides long. It is a transcript of the gene tnni3k, whose product is annotated as TNNI3 interacting kinase. Gene Ontology annotation, cellular component: nucleus. Gene Ontology annotation, biological process: regulation of transcription by RNA polymerase II; protein phosphorylation. Gene Ontology annotation, molecular function: RNA polymerase II-specific DNA-binding transcription factor binding; ATP binding; protein kinase activity. Lineage: Eukaryota; Metazoa; Chordata; Actinopteri; Cypriniformes; Cyprinidae. The record is from RefSeq and is a predicted model, not a curated record. The transcript has 25 exons. The coding region runs from base 108 to 2639 and encodes 843 amino acids.
GUGAUCCCUUAUCGGACUCUUCCCUAUUGUGCCAAAGCAUUGUGUUACCACUGCAUGAGACUUUCCCUCCAGCUAACCGUGUACAAAAGUUUAAACCAACCAAUCUGAUGGGGAAUUAUAAAUCAAGACCCACUCAAACCUGUACAGAUGAGUGGAAAAAGAAAGUGAGUGAGUCAUAUGCUGUUAUAGUUGAAAGACUGGAGGAAGACUUGAAAAUUAAGGAGGAGGAGUUCAAGGAACUCAAGCAUGUUUUCAGCUCAAAUGAAGCAUUUAAUAAAGUGAAUCUGAAUUAUCGCACAGAGGGUGGACUGUCCCUGCUGCAUCUCUGCUGCAUAUGUGGAGGGAAUAAAGCUCACAUCAGGGCCCUCAUGCUGAAAGGUCUGCGUCCAUCCAGACUUACCCGGAAUGGAUUAACUGCACUGCACCUGGCUGCAUUCAAGGGUAAUGCUGAACUGGUCACUGCGCUGCUGCAUGGUGGAGCAGAUAUCCAGCAGGUGGGAUACGGAGCCCUCACGGCCCUACAUAUAGCUACUGUGGCCGCCCAUCUUGAGGUUGUUGAUAUUCUCUUGCAACAUGGGGCUUAUGUCAACGUCCAAGAUGCAGUGUUCUUCACCCCUCUGCACAUUGCAGCUUACUUUGGCCAUGAGCAGGUAUGCAAGCUCCUGAUAAAGUUUGAGGCUGAUGUCAAUGCGAGUGGAGAGGUGGGGGACAGACCGCUUCACCUGGCUGCUGCUAAAGGCUAUCUGGGCAUUGUCAAACUGCUGAUGGGUGAUGACAGCAAAACUGAUGUCAAUGCUCAAGACAACGAGGACCAUGUUCCCCUUCAUUUCUGCUCUCGAUUUGGACACCAAGAGGUUGUCCGUUUCCUUCUGCAGGGCACCUUUGACAUACAGCCGCAUUCUGUCAACAUCUAUGGUGACACACCUCUCCACCUAGCUUGCUACAAUGGAAAGUUUGAAGUGGUGCAAGAGAUUAUUCAGUUGUCGGGCACAGAGAGUCUGUCUAAGGAGAACAUCUUCAGUGAGACAGCUUUUCACAGUGCCUGCACCUAUGGCAAGAACUUGGAAAUGGUCAAGUAUCUGCUCAGUCAGAAUACCGUGAGCAUCAACCAUCAGGGGCGAGAUGGACACACAGUCUGGUUGAUAUUUGAAACAACAGGUCUGCAUAGUGCCUGUUUCCAUGGACACAUCCGACUGGUCCAGUUUCUUCUGGACAACGGGGCAGAUAUGAAUCUGGUAGCUUGCGACCCCAGCCGCUCCAGUGGGGAAAAGGAUGAACAGACAUGUUUAAUGUGGGCCUAUGAGAAAGGCCAUGAUGCCAUUGUUACUCUGCUAAAACACUACAAACGACCUCAGGAUGAUUCACCCUGCAAUGAAUAUUCUCAACCAGGAGGGGAUGGAUCUUAUGUUUCUGUUCCUUCUCCCCUGGGAAAGAUCAAAAGUAUGACUAAAGAGAAGGCAGAUGUGCUUCUCCUGAGAGCAAGUCUUCCAUCAAACUUCCACCUUCAACUUUCUGAUCUGGAGUUUAACGAGAUUAUUGGAUCAGGUUCCUUUGGAAAGGUCUACAAAGGAAGGUGCCGCAAAAAGAUAGUUGCAAUUAAACGGUACCGUGCAAACACAUACUGCUCAAAGUCGGAUACAGAUAUGUUCUGUCGGGAGGUGUCCAUCCUGUGUCGUCUCAACCACCCCUGUGUGAUCCAGUUUGUGGGGGCAUGUUUGGACGACCCCAGUCAGUUUGCCAUUGUAACCCAAUAUGUGUCCGGAGGAUCACUGUUCUCACUGUUACACGAACAGAAGAGAAUCAUCGAUCUGCAGUCCAAGCUCAUCAUUGCCAUUGAUGUAGCGAAGGGCAUGGAGUAUCUGCACAAUCUGACCCAACCAAUCAUUCACAGAGACCUCAACAGUCAUAAUAUUCUACUGUAUGAAGAUGGACAUGCUGUGGUGGCUGAUUUUGGAGAGUCUCGCUUCCUGUUGUCUGUGGAUGAGGAUAACAUGACUAAACAACCUGGGAACCUGCGUUGGAUGGCCCCAGAGGUGUUUACCCAAUGUACACGGUACACGGUGAAAGCGGACAUGUUCAGCUAUGCUCUCUGCCUGUGGGAGCUGCUCACAGGGGAGAUUCCAUUUGCACAUCUCAAACCAGCUGCAGCUGCUGCGGAUAUGGCGUAUCAUCAUGUCCGCCCUCCUAUUGGAUACUCAAUCCCCAAACCCAUCUCAGCACUGCUGAUGAGAGGCUGGAAUGUCUGUCCAGAGGAAAGACCCGAGUUUUCGGAAGUGGUUGCCAAACUAGAGGAAUGCCUGUGUAACGUGGAGCUAAUGUCUCCAGCCUCCAGUAACAGCAGUGGUUCUCUUUCACCCUCAUCCUCCACUGACUGCCUGGUAGCACGUGGUAGUCCUGGACGAAGUCACGUAGCUGCCCUUCGCUCGCGCUUUGAGUUGGAAUAUGCCCUCAACGCCCGUGCCUAUGCAUUUUGGACCCAGAACUCUGGUCGGAGGUCUUCACAGGGCUUGUCCCUGGAUGAGCUGAGGAGGAACAUGCAGUUCCCACCCAUUGACCGAAAUGGAUAUGUGUCAGAUCCCAUGAGCACCAUGCGUUUCCAUUCAUGCAGCAGCAAUGGAAGUUUUGAGGACAGCAACUAGAAGCAGCAACUCCCUGAAGAACAUCACACGCAAACACACUUGCAUACAUGACAUGUCUGAUUACCAUAAUUAUGAGUUUUUGACUUUUAAAAACCACUAUUCACAUUGUUGUCGAAGUUGUAAUGUUCAAAGAGCUCCGACUUCUUUCAACCAAAAUGGCAUGACAAACAUGAAUCAAAACCUCACAAUGAGUCAUUUGGCAAAUAGGAGUGUUAUUAAAGAAACAAGAGGUCAGAGAGCGUGAACAGAGUAGAAUAUCAGAAUUGUCAACUUGUAAUUAUUAUGGUGAACGCACCAUAUUUACUCUAAGGACACAUAACACUAAAUUUGGAUGAUUUGUUUUCUUUCUUUUUCUGUUAUUUUUAAGGCAUUGUGUGUACUUUUUUUUUUUUAUAAGAAUGAAGAUUUAUACAUACUUAUACAGUUAUACAUUUUCAUUAUACACACUAUUAUCUCAAAGUUUUGAUUUCAAAGUCAAAACUUUUAUUUUUAUUGUUUUUUAUAUUGUGUUUGGUGUUUCAGUGUCAAGUAAGUAUCUGGUAGAGCAGGACAAAUAAGUGUAUUUCAGUAUUUUAUUCUAAUUUCAAAAGCAAACAGCUUUUUUAGACAAAUGAGCCAGCGAGUGAAACAGGAACUUGACAAGAUCAUGACUGAUAUCACCUAACAACACAGGCACUAUUAGAGCAAUUUGGCCUUGCUUAUGGGAUCGAAACAUCUCAAGUUUUGAUUUUAACUCCCAUGAUCUGUAUGCAUAUGACAAGAAACAAAGAAGGUAUCAUAGCAAUGUAUGUGAACUAAUCCAGUGUAAAAUCAUAAGAACACCAUUAAACUACUGCCAAAAAUCA